UUUUUUAAUGAAAAUUGAAUUCAAAGUGUUACUUUUUUCAUUUUUAUUGUUAUUAUUAAUGCAAAUGGUAAGACCACAAGCUGUAAAUGUCCAAGCACUUGAAUAAUAAUUUUUUGCCUUUAAUAGCUUUAUGUAACUUUGUAUGAAUUUUUAAUUUGCUGCUUUAUUUUUAAUUCAUUGGCAGCUGUGCUAGUGUGAACCAAUGAAACAUGGUACUGUAAAAUAUUUUUUUUUUUGCAAUUAAAGCUCGUCCAGACCAACUGUGGUGUAGUUAUUGAUAUUUAAAUAAUCAUCAUAAUAAUUUUGUUCUCAGUGGCGCCUCUAGUGGUCAGAUUAUGUCUGCUGAUUUCGAGCUUUGGUCAGUUUGAUUCAUUCGGUUCGCUCGGACGGAUCGUUCGAAUCCUUACAGGUACAAAUGCUUUGCGAAUCGGCUCGAUCGAAUCGCAAAGAAGAAUCGAUUCAAUAGAGCGACUUGUUGGCGAAUCGAACGCCACCGCCGCUGUUCUUUGUCCUCGCGGUGACUGCAUAUGAUCCCGCUGAAUGUACAUUAUUUAUUCCUCUGUUUACAGUCUGUAUUCAUCAAACAGAAGAUCUGAAGGAUGGUGUUAGUUCAUGUCGGAUAUUUGGUUCUUCCUGUCUUUGGCUCAGUGAGAAAUAGAGGAUCUCAUUUUAGCAGGCAUCAGCACAGUCAUGCUACCUCUUGCCGGCAUUUCCACGUAGGCCCCCAGGCCCAAAUCCCUGUUGAUUUCCCAAUGCCCCAUCCAGGACAAUCUCAGACAGCAAUGAGCCAUCACCUCGGCCCCGCGCACCAGCCAGCCGCGGCGUUACAUCCACCCCUCAACCACAUACCAGCACCACCGUUCCAGGACAUCCCGGCCCCACCCUUUCUACCUCAGGCUUUACACCAGCAAUACCUCAUCCAGCAGCAGAUCCUGGAGGCCCAGCACAGGAGGAUACUUCCACAGUCCAGCAGACAUGCUCCAGACCGAACCCUUCCCCAUCCGCAGACGCUGCGGCCGCCAUAUGAAUACCCGGCAUCCAUUCAUAUUCCCCCACCGCCGCCGGUGCCGCAGCAGCCGCGUUACCUUGCCGAAGGAACAGAUUGGGAUCUGAGUGUGGAUCCAGGCCUGCCGCAGUACCACGUCUCUCCCCUCACUCAACAUUAUCAGCAUUACCUGACCUCUCCACGACUGCAUCACUUCCCCAGGAACACCACCUCGGCACAAGUGGUUGUCCAUGAGAUCAGAAACUACCCUUAUCCUCAGUUACAUCUGCUGGCUCUCCAAAGCCUCAGUCCGUCUCGCCAUGCGUCUGCUGUGCGGGAGAGUUACGAGGAGCUCCUGCAGUUGGAGGACAGACUGGGCAAUGUGAACAGAGGGGCUGUGCAGACCACCAUCGAGAGGUUUACCUUUCCUCAUAAGUAUAAAAAGAGAAGACCUCUAGAGCUGAAGAUUGGCAUGGAUGAAGAGGAGCUCGACACGGAUGAGAAAUGCACAAUAUGCCUCUCGAUGCUUGAAGACGGAGAGGACGUCAGGAGAUUACCCUGCAUGCACCUCUUCCAUCAGGCUUGUGUUGACCAGUGGCUGGCAACCAAUAAGAAGUGUCCCAUCUGCAGGGUAGACAUUGAGACGCAGUUGUCCCCCGAUAGCUGAUGUCUCGUGUAGCACUAGCUAAAAGUCCUGUCGUCUUUCUUCGUCCCCUCGUGGGCACUUUGCCAAAUGUGUGUCAUCUCCAUCACCUCUCACCUCUGACCUUUGCCUUCUGAGCCAACUGACGAUGUAGAACGGGGAAGACGAAAAGCGCUGAAGACAGAGUCCAGCACAUGGAGAAGAACGAGUCUGUCGAUGAAGAUGGUUUCAGUCAAAGUGCUCUGCAUGUGUGUGUGUGUUUAGGACGGCAAAUGCCGCUCCGAAUGUCUCUGAAUGAUCUCAAAUGAAGACCAACCAAAUGUUCUCAGUGUUCAGUAGGUCACGGAUGAAGCAUUACAGCAUGAACGCCACAAAGUCCGACACAUUACACGUGGUUGGUCAUGAACUUUAAACGUAGUUGAACGAAUCAUUUGUGAAAAAAACAAAACAACGGGAAUCAAAGUCAUUGGCGAAUGAGAGAAGCGUAAGAGUAGAACAAUGACCCUGUGUUUAAAUAAGCUCCGUCGUCGUGUCUGUGAUUAUCGGAGGUGAUGCUUGACGUCCGUAUGUAACCGUAAGGCCAAGCUUGAUAUGAACCGUGACAGUCCGCAUUUUGUGCUCGUGACGCCUCCGACGCUUAGAAACGUAUCCACCACCAAAUGCAUGUUGAAGCGAGAGUCCAGGGUUCUUCUGACGAGAGGUCGACGUGCAUGAGGAUGUUUCCUGCGUGAUACUCUACUAAUCCUGAAGACACUGUGUUCUCGAUGCGUCUCCGAAGUCACCACGAGUGAAAUAUGUACCUUAAUGCCUGUAGCACAAGCACACGUUGAAUAGUAACGGCAUAACUCCGUGUUUCCAUUCGCUCUGUGACGCGUGGUCGUAAAGCAGCAUCUGUAGAGUCAUAAUGUGCAUGAAAUCUGUUUGCUGCCAUUUCUAGAGGACAUGACAAGGGAGUAAAGCCAUUUGUUUUAUAGAAACCAAACAUAACUUUUCUAAGCUGUACUUCAUUAUCACUCUUCCUCGUUUGAUUCCAGGUUGCCAACCUGUGCGAGGCUGGUACAACUUCUCGACAUAAGUAGCUGCAAUGCUG
Messenger RNA from Sinocyclocheilus rhinocerous, 2718 nucleotides. Its product is annotated as RING finger protein 165-like. Gene Ontology annotation, cellular component: nucleus. The record is from RefSeq and is a predicted model, not a curated record. The coding region runs from base 600 to 1652 and encodes 350 amino acids. The transcript has 8 exons. Gene Ontology annotation, molecular function: zinc ion binding; ubiquitin protein ligase activity. NCBI's taxonomy places the organism in Eukaryota, Metazoa, Chordata, Actinopteri, Cypriniformes, Cyprinidae.